AUGAAGAAUGAAAACCUUAAUGAAAUAAAUAUUAAAAGAAUGAGCAAGGCCAAAUGUGGCACAUCAGAUGAAGACCGUACUGGUGAAUUUACCACAGUGAGUAUAAUACAAUGGACAAGCCAAAUCAGAAUUAACGUAUUUCUUUUUAUCCUGAAAAUUGUAAUAUUAGGCUUUUUGCUUUACGUGUCAAAACAUUUCAGCAACAGUUCUCCGCUUACGCCAGGAAAUAACGCAAACAAUGAAAGGAACAACGUGUGCUUUAGAACAUUAAGAUUGUUGGCCAUAGAAGGCUGUACCAAUUCUACUACUAACUAUAAACCAAUAUUAUCAAUAACUAAGGAUGUAAAUGACAAAUCAGAGUAUUCGAUAAAAAAAACAGAUAUGACCAAGUCAACCAUGCCUAGUUAUAAAUAUUUAGACGAUGAAUUUCCUGAAGUUGAUGUAUCAGACGAAGGAGCACUACUGGAGGAAAUGAAUAAAAUUAUAUUACAAGAGAAACUCAUGAGGGAGGAAUUUUCGAAAACAGGGGAGUCUCCAUCAAACGAAUAUCUUAGCUGUUAUUUCAAUGAAGACAAUUGCAUAAUUCGGAUCAUGGAUCUGUCGAGAAAAUCAAGCUUGUAUAGAAGCAAAUAUUUGAGACUGAAGUAUCGUAUUUCCAGAUAUAUCAAAAAACUUAUAAAUAGAAUAAAAAUAUUCUUCAUAAUGGAAUAUAAAUACAAUAAACACCUGUGGGAAAAAUUUCGUGCUAGUAAUUUUUAUUACUUCUUAUUUCCUUAUGUAAAACGCCACAUCAAAAUUUUCUUUUCUCGAUUGUCGAUGACAUGUUCUCCUACUAAAAAAACAUUUUAA
This is a messenger RNA of Plasmodium fragile, 849 nucleotides long. RefSeq lists its product as uncharacterized. The record is from RefSeq and is a predicted model, not a curated record. The transcript has 2 exons. Bases 1 to 849 code for a protein of 282 amino acids. NCBI's taxonomy places the organism in Eukaryota, Apicomplexa, Aconoidasida, Haemosporida, Plasmodiidae.